Aspergillus niger is the source of this 1458-nucleotide messenger RNA. RefSeq lists its product as uncharacterized. Lineage: Eukaryota; Fungi; Ascomycota; Eurotiomycetes; Eurotiales; Aspergillaceae. The coding region runs from base 1 to 1458 and encodes 485 amino acids. The record is from RefSeq and is a predicted model, not a curated record. Gene Ontology annotation, biological process: ketone body catabolic process. Gene Ontology annotation, molecular function: succinyl-CoA:3-oxo-acid CoA-transferase activity. The transcript is spliced from 9 exons.
AUGCUAUCGACGGUCGCAACUUUCUCCGAGCCUGUAAAGAUAUUCUUGGUAUUGCCAGAUAAUACUACCAGUUUAUUAACCCAUGAAUCUAUUGCAGAAACAUUGAUCUCUGCGAUACACCGCAGAGGGGCAGACAACUUGCACUCCUUGACGGCGGUUUCGAACAAUGCUGGUCUCGCCGGGAAGGGCGGGCUGUCUACCCUAACGCAAGCGGGACAGGUCAAUAGACUGAUACUUUCCUACCUGGGAAACAACAAAGCUCUGGAGAAGAAAUACUUGACGGGAAAUAUUGCCAUCGAACUGUGUCCGCAAGGCAGUCUGGCCGAGCGACUACGUGCUGGAGGAGCUGGGAUCCCCGCAUUUUAUACCCCCACGGGAGUUCACACUCUGCUUCAGAAGGGAGAGAUUCCGGUGCGUGUAGACGAAUCCGGGAAGGUGCUCGAGCGUGGCAAGCCCCGCGAGACAAGAGAGUUUAAUGGCAAAACUUAUAUGAUGGAGACUGCGCUCAAUGGGGAUGUGGCGAUUCUCAGAGCGUGGAAGGUAGACGCUGCAGGAAAUUGUGUUUUCCGUUACACUACGAAGGCGUUCGGCCCCAUCAUGGCGAAGGCAGCAGCCCUUACUAUUGUGGAAGCCGAGAACAUUGUUCCCGUUGGCUCAAUCGACCCUAACGAUGUUGAUCUACCGGGAAUCUUCGUUGAUAGAAUCGUCCCCGCAACCGAUGAAAAGCAUAUCGAAAUCAAGAAAUUGCGGUCUGACAAGGGUGACGAUGCAAACAAAAAGGCAGAGGACGCUGCGACUGUCCUACGGAACCGAAUCGCUAAGCGGGCUGCUCGGGAACUCAAGCAGGGUUACUAUGUUAACCUCGGAGUUGGUAUUCCCACACUUGCCCCCUCGUUUCUGCCCGAAGAUGUGAAGGUUUGGAUCCAAUCUGAGAACGGUAUCCUGGGCAUGGGCCCUUAUCCGACAGAAGAGGAAGUUGAUGCGGAUAUCAUCAAUGCCGGCAAAGAGACUGUCACACUGGUCCCAGGCGCUGCCACUUUUGAUAGCAGUGAGUCAUUUGGGAUGAUCCGCGGCGGACAUGUAGAUGUUUCAAUCUUGGGAGCUUUGCAGGUCAGCGCGAACGGCGACCUGGCGAACUACAUGAUUCCCGGUAAGGUGUUCAAGGGAAUGGGAGGAGCCAUGGACUUGAUCUCCAACCCCGAGAAGACCAAGAUUGUGGUUGCCACCAGCCACACCGCCAAGGAUGGAUCACCGAAGAUUGUGGACCAAUGCAGCCUUCCUUUGACUGGCGCCAACUGUGUCAGCACGAUUAUCACCGAACUGUGCGUCUUCCAGGUCGACCGGACCAAGGGUGAGCUUCUCUUGACGGAACUGGCUCCGGGUGUGGAGGUCGAGGAGAUUCAGGACAAGACUGGGGCGAAGUUUUCGGUUGCGGAAAACCUGGAGAUCAUGGAAUGA